Messenger RNA from Helobdella robusta, 645 nucleotides. RefSeq lists its product as hypothetical. The transcript is spliced from 5 exons. The record is from RefSeq and is a predicted model, not a curated record. Lineage: Eukaryota; Metazoa; Annelida; Clitellata; Rhynchobdellida; Glossiphoniidae. The coding region runs from base 1 to 645 and encodes 214 amino acids.
AUGGCCGAUGAAUUAAUAAUGUUAGACAUCAAGAUUCUGCCUUGUGCCUUCAUUAAAGAGAUUUUCUUAAAUGCCUGGAGAGUCAUGAUUGAAGGAGUGGAGAAGAAGGAAGGAAAAUUAGUGAUGGGAUUUAAAGUUGUUGGAGAGAAUAGAUUUUUAGCAUUGUUCCACAAUGGAUCGGACUCAGCAUUGAAGCACCUAAAUGCUGCCUAUGGAAAUCAUUUCCUCGUGACGAGUAUGAGGUUUCGACAGUUUGAAACAUUUGCGAAACACGUCUUAGGCUACGAUACAUCCAGCAGGCUUGUACAGCAGACUGGCUCCAACAUAAAUAAUUCUAGUGGAAAACUAUUUUGGGUCAAAUUCAAUAUAGCUCAUCUAGGCAAAGAAACAGGGAUGUUCAUAAACAAGUGGCGUGAGGAAUGUGAGUUCUGGUUUGAUUUGAAAAAAAGAGGAGAUGUCACUCUUGAAAUGUUUAAAACUCUGGGACAAAAAGAAGUUCACUUAUUUAUUCGAUGCCCAUCUUGUGAAAUACUUGACGAUCUGCUCUUCACGACCCCACUCAGUGUGGCGCUCGGCAACCAGCUAGAAACGACAGUUAAGUCUGUCAAGUUUUUCUCUGACUUCCUGAAUCUGGCCGCCAACUGA